Molecule: messenger RNA, 2494 nt
Organism: Dunckerocampus dactyliophorus (ringed pipefish)
Lineage: Eukaryota; Metazoa; Chordata; Actinopteri; Syngnathiformes; Syngnathidae
Product: ras association domain-containing protein 1-like
Exons: 5
Coding region: 933-1757 (274 amino acids)
Biological process (GO): Ras protein signal transduction
Cellular component (GO): microtubule cytoskeleton; nucleus
Source: RefSeq, a predicted model, not a curated record
CCAAUAUGUACAUGUAGAGUCUCUCAGGUAUUGCCAUAGUUAAGUGGAUGAAUGUGUUUUUGCUCUUCCUCUAUCGUGAUUUUUGAGAAAAUGUCAGUUAUAAAUAGCAUGAAGUGAGUAAGUUAUUUAUUUGUUAUAGUAUUGUUGGCCCAUGAUGACAACUAAAGUUAAUAUAAUGCAGUGUUCCUGGCGGGAAACUAUAAAUGAAUGCAGCUGAGAACAUAAUAGCAUAUUAACGUCAUGUGAUGGCUGAAAAUAAGCGAUUCAAAUCAGUUCAAGUGAGUCGUAUUUGAAAAUGACAGUUGUGUACUGUGGACAAGAGAUGUGCGAGUAUUGAGCGAGUCGUUCAAUCCGAGGCGACGGAACUGUAUGCGCAUGCGCUCAUUGAGAGGUGAUUUGCGUGAAUUGAGUACCCGGUUCACGCAGGUGUCUGUGCAUACGCUCUGUGACGGGUGACUCGAGUGAACUCGAGUUAGUAAAAGGAAUCGAAUUUCCAUCACUACUCUGAACUACUUGGUUAAAAAAAAGGGACCGUCACGUGACACUGGCCACAUGACUAGGUGGAGCUUGCAACAUGCCGACUGAACGUCACUUCCUCUAUCGGCCUCCAAUCAGGAAGCGCUGCGCUGGAUUUGUUUAUUUUCUAAAGUCCAACGUCUAGAAACGGGCGGGGCCACCAAGGCGGAGCUGAGGAAGUGGCUCUGCUAGGGUGGGGCUAAGGAAGUUCCAGCACAACCACAUCCUGUUUCACACACGAACAAGCACUCUGUAGAGCGGAAACUUGGCCGGUUAGACGCCAAACCUUCGAACUUGCUAACUAAUCGUUGGAUAAAUAGCUGGUCGUGUGAGUGCUACAUUGGCUAACAAAACAACCAGGCUCUUAAAUUUGUAUUUUUUUACCACGCGCGUGUCGUCUUAACAUUAUAGUAACCAUGACAAGCUCGUCAAGCAGCUCGGAUAAAGCGCCUUCCUUCGAGAAGACGUGGGGCAGCUCCACCAGCAGCGGCUACUGCAGCGCGGAUGACUCCGACUCGGAGUUCGAUCAGUACUUCACCGCCAAGACAUCCUUCUUCACCAAACGCCAGAAAUGUAAAGCACAGGCAAAGAAGGAUGAAGCGACUGAAUGCGGCAAGCAGGAAUUGAGCAGUGCAGACGUUCAAAAGCAGGUGAAGGAGUACAACUCUCAGAUCAACAGCAACUUGUUCAUGCACAUGAACAAAGAUGGCUCCUACAUUGGCUUCAUUAAAGUGCAGUUCAAGCUGGUGCGGCCCGUGUCCGUCGCCCCGUCCCCAAAGAAGGCAUCUAGCAGAAGGAAGCGUAGCGGAGUGAAGCGGCGCACCUCCUUCUACCUGCCCAAGGACACGUCCAAGCACCUGCACAUCAGCUCUCAUACGUCGGCUCGCGAAGUCAUCGAGGCCCUGUUGAAAAAAUUCACCGUCAUGGACAAUCCUGCAAAGUUUGCUCUGUUCGAGCGCCGUGAGCGUCACGAACAAGUUUACAUUCGUAAGAUGUCUGAUAACGAGCGACCCCUCCCUCUGCGACUGAGUGCUGGACCCAGCGAGAAACUUCUCAGCUUUGUGCUCAAGGAGAACGAAACCGGAGAGGUCAACUGGUACGCCUUCUCCAUGCCGGAACUCAACAACUUCCUGCGUAUCCUCCAGCGCGAGGAAGAGGAGCACGUCAAGCAGAUCAUGCAGAAAUAUGCCGUGGCUCGAGCCAAGAUGCAGGAGGCCCUGCGAGGCUCCACCCCGGGAUGAUGAGCGUCUAAGGCUGGACUGUCACCUUUUUAGAAUCGGCAGUCACGGAUGCAUGUGAAGUUCUCAGAAAAUCAAAGCACCUCUUGGGUGAACGAGUGUGAAAGGGCGCGAGAGAGACGAUGAACGCGAGCGAGAGCUUGCGGGGAUGUGCGUGUGAAGUGAUGCGAGACAUGAGCAGUGCCUUCCACCUGGAGCGUCUGAUGUGCCUGAGAGAAUGAGUUGAGAGGAAGGAGGACGGUGGCGGAACACACGGUGGAUGUUGCUGUCCUCCGUAUGGUACCACCAGGUGAUCCUGUUUGUUGCUUGCUGUGGGUCACUGAAAUGUGUGCCCACUGGAAGUAUCUGUCACGUCCUCCAUGCAACUCUUGUUAGUUUUGGGUUUUUCACUGUCAAUUUAUGCACUUGUUACGCACUUCUGAAUGUCAGAGAGCAGCACAGUGUCAAAAAUCACAUAGGUUGACUGUGAUUGUGAAUGAUUUUUUUGUUUUGUCCGUACUGUGUAUUUCUAUCACGCUUUCCUUUUCAGUGUUGACUCUUACCAUGUCACUUUCUGUGUAUAUUCACAGGGCCAAUAAUCAGUUCUGCUGGUAAAUAGUCAUUUAUUUUUGUAAUAUAAUAACUAAUAUAAAUCAUGAUAAUACAUAUAAUUGUUAUGGCUAGCAGGACUUGUCUAAAUUGGUGCCAUUUAACACGUCUUUCAAAUGUGCACUGCUUUCAAUAAAGAGUAUCAAUCAGGA